Messenger RNA from Homalodisca vitripennis (glassy-winged sharpshooter), 852 nucleotides. It is a transcript of the gene MED22, whose product is annotated as mediator of RNA polymerase II transcription subunit 22. Gene Ontology annotation, biological process: regulation of transcription by RNA polymerase II. The record is from RefSeq and is a predicted model, not a curated record. Gene Ontology annotation, molecular function: transcription coregulator activity. The coding region runs from base 165 to 590 and encodes 141 amino acids. Lineage: Eukaryota; Metazoa; Arthropoda; Insecta; Hemiptera; Cicadellidae. Gene Ontology annotation, cellular component: mediator complex. The transcript is spliced from 2 exons.
GUUAUGUUUUGUAGUUGAUACGUUAGUGAAUAUGUCUGAUGCGGUCGAAAUAGUUUGUAAGAUUUCUUAAGAAUUAUAAUUUACUUUACACUUGCAUUUUUUUUGAUCAAAUAGUUUGUUCGACACAAAACUACGAAAAAUUCAUUUAUAGUUACACUGAAAAAAUGUCAAACACAAGAUCUCUUCCUCAAAGUAAAGAAGCCUUACUAAAAUCUUACACAAGUCGUUUGAAAGAUGAUGUGAAAUCUAUGCUGGAGAACUUUGAAGAGAUUGUAAAGUUGUCAAAAGGUGAAAAUGAGACUCAGCUCUCUCGUAUGACACAGUGUGAACAAGAUACAUAUGAGAUGCAUGUUCGUGCUAAUAACAUUGUUCGAGCUGGAGAGUCACUUAUGAAGUUGGUUUCUGACAUCAAGCAGUAUUUAAUCCUAAAUGAUUUUCCUUCUGUCAAUGAAGCAAUCACCCAGAACUCCAAACUAUUUCGCACAAAACAGGCAGAAUGUGACCAGAAACUGAUGACCCUUCGUGACGACAUGGCUGCUGAUCUUUAUGAUCUUGAAGAAGAAUAUUUUACUUCUUUCUACAAACAAUAAAUUUUCUUUAGCUGCUAAGAGACAUUAAAAUUAGUGAUUAUUCUUAUAUGUGAUGUUUAGUGUAAGUACUUGUUAUAUUAUUUGUGAAUAGAGUCUUUUUUUUUUACUAAAUAAUGUUUGUUUAUUAAUUGUAAAAAAACUAUUUCUUCGGCUUCAGUAAGAAAAGUGGUUGUGAAGAAAAUUUCAGCUUAUAUAAGCUGUAUGUAAAUAUUCAGUGUACCAUAUGAAUAAAUUUUCAUUCUAGUGGAAAAUCAAUAAAAAA